AUCUUUUGUUAGGCCCCUCUUGCAGCAAAGCCCACCACCUUUCCUUUUGUUAGGUCCCUCAGUCCCAUACAAGUAUACAACAGCCAUCACCAUCGUCGUAGAACUUCCGAGCAGUCGCUGGACCUUAGGGUUUCUGCCACCCGGACAAUGGCAGCGGCGAUUGGGUGGUAUGGCCCUCUCAUCGAUCUCUCAAGGGCGUCUUCACACGUUGGCGACAUGGUACAGCUUCUCGUCUUUGUCCAACGCUCGCAACCGAUCGAGAAAAUUAUUGCUUCUAGUAGAAGGCCGAUCUUGAUGACAAACAUUCAGGUUGGUGAUGAUACAAUGCCAUAUUUUGUUGUGUCGGUUUGGCAUAAAUAUAUAGGAACUAUGAUUGUUCCUGGAGUUGUCAUCUUACUACAAAAUGUCAAGAUCGUGAAAUUUAGAGAAGUUUUACAGGCCACAACUCUUCAGAUUUCCUCGUUGACAGUUUUGGCUCAUGGUAGUCAUUUAAUUACAUCUAAAGACAGUGAUCAGUUAAUUGCACAUUUGCAAUUGGGUGGUACGACCAGAGAAAAAUAUAGCAAGGUCAUACACUGGAUACAACAUACAGAAUCUGCAAUGUACUUUGUUCGGAAAACUGAUGGGGAUCAGCAGAGUAGCGUACAAGUACCUAAAAAUUGGAAGUCACCCGAAGAUCCGAAGCCAAGGAACAUUUUAUCCAUCACUGAUGUGCUAUGCCUUCAUAACUCAUGUAAAGUAGUUUUCCAUGCUUUCAUCGGUGAAAUUUUUUUGUCAUCUUUGAGAAACGAUGAAGCUAAAGAACAAAUGUUUUUGAGGAAGACUUUACUGAAGAUAGAUAAGACCAGGAUUAUGGAAGAUCUUAUCUGUUUGGGUUGUACGAAAUGUGGCUCUCCAAUGGAUUAUAGGUUUCCACUUUAUUGCAGCAAUAAUUCCAAUUAUGUUCAUGAUAUUGGUCAGAUAUACAAACCAUUCAUGCUGCAUGUGUGGGACCAUGCUGCCCUCAUACCUUUGCUUGUGAAGGACAGAGCUGCAACAAUCUUAUUUGGAAGUAUAACAGCAGAAAUGGUACACAAAUGCUACAAUCAGAUAAGCAUAAAUCAUAUCCCUGUUCCUCUCCAUUAUCAGGACUUUUGUUCUUCGAACUUAAUUAGUUUCGCCGGUGAUGAAAGUCGAAAACCUCUUAGAAAUCUAAAUGAUGCGAACGGUGGUAGUAAUAAGCCCAAAUUCUAUCAUAUUUGGUUAGUUUUGCUAAAAAUUUUACUGAAGAAGCAGGAGAGCCCAUUCCAGUUUGAAGUUAAUGUUGACAAGGAGAAGGAUAUUGAGAAUGGAAGAUUUGAAUUGAUUUUGUUUAGAAUGCCUUGUUUUAUAAGUGAGAUAACUUAACAAAAAAUUUUGUUGCUGGGGCAAUAUUUGUGAUGUAGUAAAAAACAUGGAUUUUCUUAUUAUUUUUAUCAUUUGGUUGGAUAGUUUUGAAACUCUAGUUUUAAAAUAAAUUUAAUUAUUUUGUUUCAUUGGAAGUAAUUUAUGAAUUGUGAGCUAUGGUUCUUACACCUAUUAAAUUGAGUCGUUAUAUGCUUAUGUGGCUUGUAUUAUAAGGGGUUUUAUGCAUGAUAAGGUAGAGACCCACACUAUAUUUUAUAAUAUGUUAAGGUUGAUAAUUAUAAGGUGCAUUUACAUAAGUAACACAAUAUUCCUGUAUAUCUACAUAUCUAACACCCAAAUUUUCAUAUUUACCCACAUACCAUUCAAAUCAUUAACAUGAUA
This is a messenger RNA of Phalaenopsis equestris, 1767 nucleotides long. RefSeq lists its product as uncharacterized. The transcript is spliced from 8 exons. The record is from RefSeq and is a predicted model, not a curated record. Lineage: Eukaryota; Viridiplantae; Streptophyta; Magnoliopsida; Asparagales; Orchidaceae. Bases 148 to 1386 code for a protein of 412 amino acids.